Trichomonas vaginalis G3 is the source of this 795-nucleotide messenger RNA. RefSeq names its product RNA polymerase II transcription regulator recruiting protein. Lineage: Eukaryota; Parabasalia; Trichomonadida; Trichomonadidae. The record is from RefSeq and is a predicted model, not a curated record. The transcript has a single exon. The coding region runs from base 1 to 795 and encodes 264 amino acids.
AUGUCUCAAUCUUCGAAUAAUAUAUGCGAUAUAGUCUUAGCAAGUGUUCCAGUAUAUGAACAGCAGAACAUGAAAACACUCAUUUAUCAGUUUAUUACAGGAGCAAUUACCCUUCAAGAAGCGAAAAAUCAAUCCAUUAAAAUCAUCGGAACAUCAUUUCCUAUUGAAAAUUUAUCGAACUUACUAAUUGUUGAUAACCAUCCUUUACCUUAUUGCGAGAGAGGCAAUUCAUACGAGAAAUCUGCAAAGAAAAUCAAAUCCUGGAAAUCAAUCGAAGAUCAACGGCUAAUUGCAGGAAUACAUAAAUACGGUCCCGAGGAUUGGAGUAACAUUGCAAAAUUUGUUGGCUCUGGGCGAACUACGGGUCAAUGUUCUCAGAGAUGGCUUCGUUCUCUAAAUCCACUCAUAAACAAAGGUCCAUGGACUCAAGAUGAAGAUUGCCGACUCAUGGAAUGCGUCAAAAAUUAUGGUGAUCAUUCCUGGACAAAAGUUGCCUCAACUUUAGUCGGAAGAACUGAUGUUCAAUGCCGCUACAGAUACCAACUUAUUGCAAAGAAAUAUCCAGCGGAUCUCGGAAUUACAUUAGAUGAAGUAAUAUCAAAAUUCUUCAAACCUGCUAUGAAAUCUUCUGAAGAAGUUAAGACAGUACAGGCCGAGAAGAAAGAUCAGGAUGGAGUAAUUCCAAUUUGCAAAGUCAAAGAUAAUUUGACAAACAUGAUUCAACCUAUUCCAUUAUUUGACAUCAUUCCUGAAGCUAACGCAGAUGCUACAAGUAUUUUCAGCAUGCUAGAUUAG